AUCAAUAAAAAUUCUGAUUCUGCGUUGCAGUUGUCACAUUUUCGCAAAUUUGUUAUGUAACGUUAAGAUUCAUGUCACAUGCUUUAAAUACAACCCAUUAUGUGAUAAUUUCUGGAUGUUGCAUGCUUAUUAGUUACAAACAGUGGAAGAAAGGAAAAAACAAACUGAAGGACAAUGGCUGUUAAAAUUUUAGAUGAGGAUCAUCUCCUUAUAAGUGCAAUAAUAACUGUUGGAAUGCAGCUUAUUUUCUUUUUCAUAGCUGCAUCUUUCCAAUUUGAUAAAAUUACCGAUUUUGCUGGUGGUACAAAUUUUAUUAUAAUUGCAAUUUUGACAUUUGUUCUUUCUAUGACCUAUGAACUGAGACAGCUUCUAGUCACCAUUUUUGUUUGUAUAUGGGGUUUGAGACUGUCUGGAUUUCUCCUGUACCGAAUAAUCAAAAUUGGACGAGACAAGAGAUUUGAUGAUCGCCGAAGCAAUGUGAUUCGCUUUGCAGUUUUCUGGACAUUCCAGGCUAUUUGGGUGUUUACUGUAAGCCUCCCCGUAAUUUUUAUCAACUCGCCAAGAAAAACUGCUCCAGCUGUUAAUCCAACUCCAAUGACAACAUUAGAUAUCGUGGGAACUACUAUGUUUGUAGUUGGCUUCUUAUGUGAAUCUAUUUCAGAUAUACAAAAAUUUCAGUUCAAGGAAAAUCCCUCUACAAAAGGUCGAUGGUGUGAUGCAGGAUUAUGGAAGUAUUCCCGGCAUCCCAAUUAUUUUGGAGAGAUUCUUCUAUGGUGGGGUAUGUUUGUAAUUUCAGUGAAUGCUAUUCGAGGUGUGGAGUGGGUUGCCAUUUUGAGUCCAAUUUUUACAACUGCUAUCAUUCUUUUCCUUAGUGGAAUUCCUUUGCUAGAAAGGAAUGCUGAUGAAAGGUUCAGAAACAUUGAAGAAUAUAGAAUUUAUAAAGCCACCACCAGUCCGCUGAUACCUUUGCCGCCCACUGUGUAUGCAGACAUUCCAACUUUAUUUAAAGUUUUAUUGUUUUGUGAGUUUCCACUGUAUAACUAUUUGGAUCCAAGUAAAGAUGCAACAGAAUCAGGUGAAGCUUCUGGUCCAACUCCAACAUAACUCUGAAAGCAUAUAAUUCCUAUUUAACAUUGAAUUUUUUUCCCCCUGAUCUCUUUUCAUCCUUAAACUGUAUAGCAAAAUAUGUUACCGAUUCUAGUCUUCAGUAAGUUACAAAAACUAGUAUUCAUCAUACCUGUAGAAUGGUGCUACUAGAAACUGCCUUGCAGACAACUCUAUCCUUUACUGUUAUUAAUAGGUUUGUGGUAAUGUAUUUCAUUUACGGAUCUGCAUUUUAUGUAAUAUUAUGCAAUAAAUUCAUAUAUUUAAAAAGAAAAAUGUAAGUGUAAAAAAAAUUGUUAAAGUUAUUCUUUUGAGAAUAUUUAUCUAGUGCCAUAACAUAUAGAAAUAGUCUUCCUAGAAUGUUAUUUCUUGUUGACUUGUAAGAUAUAUUUGGAAAAUAUUAGAUAGACAUUUAGUUAUUAAGCACAUUCUCAUAUAUUCUUUCACUGUUUCAUAUUUUUUAAAAAAUAUAUUAUUUAUGUGUUAGGACAUUACACAUUUUCUAUAUCUUGUAGUUAGGUUUAGUUUGAAAAAACGAUGCUUGUUCCCAAAUGAUAAGUUUUAAUUUUUGGGGAAUUAUUUAUUAUAAUUUACUUUCAGCCAUUCUUGCAUCAAAUUAUAAACUCUUCACUACUAUAUCUAAGUACUACGAUCAUAAGAUGAUAAACAUUAUGCUGUUAUCAGGUAUUAGGUCGUACUUAUUUAUUGAUUUUAAUCAUAAAUUUUCUAUUAUAGUAUCAUAGCUUAGAGGGCUAUUAUGUAAAUUAAAACAGUUGUAAAUUUAUAUAUAUGUGUCAUAGAUGCCAAUAAUCAGUAUCACAGAAUGUCCUGGUUUUUAAUUUUUAAUCCUUACUUAAGAAAAUGUUUCCUAGUAAUAAGGGAACUUUAUUGAAUUAUUGAAAUUUAAUUGUGCAAAUUUUCUUAUUAAAUUUGAUUUGAUCUGAAAUAGAUUAAUGUACUGUAAACAUUUGUAGAAUUUCUUAUGGAGAUUCAAUGUCUUUAAUAUUUAAUUUUUUGCAUUACAUUGAUGGCACAUUACUAAGUUUUAUGUAUGCAAUAAUAAAUAAAUAAAAUUAAUCAUCAGUGUGCAUGUAUUAAUGAUUAUAACAUGUACACCUUGCACAAAAAAAGGGGGUGGCAAAUUUCUGUAUCUUCUGUUCUACUGGAUUGAUUGACAAAAUUUAACUUUCUGUUUUCAUGUCUCAAAAGCCUGACAUACAAUAUAUAUAGCAUUGUUCUAAUAUAGAUAUUUUGAUACAAAAUCCGACUUUCUCUGAAAUUACAUGUUUAUUGUGUAAAGUUUGAGGAGAAACGUCCUGAGAAAUUUUUAAAUUUGUCUUGGCGCACUUUUUUCGUUUUGUGCCAGGAAUAGUUCACUUGGUGAAAUUCUUAAUUUAUGUUAACCAAUUUCGUUUCCCAUUCACUGUGCAAGAGCAGAAUAAAAGAUGCAACAUUCAUUCUUUCAAUUAGUUUUAACAAAGUGCUUAAAUCAUGUUUGGUGGUAUUACCACUUAUAACAAAUACACCAAAUUUCAAAAUGUGCCAGCAUAUAAAUUCAUGUAGAUUUUUGGAAAUUAUAGAUAAAAAAUUCGUACAUCUACUUUAAGAUGAUGGCAAAAAUUUCAUAGUUUUUAAUUCAA
Stegodyphus dumicola is the source of this 2744-nucleotide messenger RNA. RefSeq lists its product as uncharacterized. The record is from RefSeq and is a predicted model, not a curated record. NCBI's taxonomy places the organism in Eukaryota, Metazoa, Arthropoda, Arachnida, Araneae, Eresidae. Gene Ontology annotation, cellular component: membrane.